UCAACACUGUUCUACUAUAACUUUAACUACCUCCUAUCGCUAUCUUGACAAAACCCAUAAUUCUAACCAAGAAAAUGAGAGCAGUUUAGCCCUGUGAACAGUCAGAGUGUGUGAUCAUUUAUGAGACAUGUCUGCUUCUGUGUUUUGUUCUUUGAGAAAACUGAAACAUGGUUAGUUUCCCAAGCUGUAAGGAAAAGAUAGGAGUGGACCACCAGGCAAAGGAGUUAUUAAAGGUGAAGUGAAUGGUUGAGAAGUUGAGAGUGACAAUUAAGUGAAUGUGUUUUUUUUUGCUUUGAUUGGUUGGACGUAAACCAACUCCCAGGCAUCAUCUGUUUCCAGAUGAAAUAUCAACAAAGUUAAAACUAUCAUAUGUUUUCAUGUGAUUAUAGUUGAAUGUUUAGUUGGCAUGCCAUGAAAUUCUAGACAAAAGAAAGCAGUUAAUGAAGGGUUUUCCUUCUUCUUGGAAGUUGCGAUACACUUCGAAAAAAGGGGAAAAAGGUGAGUAAGGGAAGAACAUGGAGCCAACAAAGCAGAAGUUUUUGGAGAGAGUGGUUUCCCAGAGAGCUUUACAAAUGGGCAGUUCAUUUCCGUGCCAAAUUUGUGUGGUGGGUUUCCUCUGUGGAGUUUGUCUGACAUCUUUGUUCCUGGCUGCUCUUACUUCACUUGGUACUUCUGGGUUUGGUGGGAUUUCAUUUGCAUCCAUAUCAAUGGGAAUUUCUCCAUUGAAUUCAAGUUCAGAGAUAAUCAAUGUUGUUACUAGAACAGACUGCAAAUUUAAACUAAAAGAAACAGAGAAAUGGGUGGAUUCCCAGCAAAGGGGAACAGAGAGCGAUGAUGAGAGAGUUUCUUUACUGAUUGAAGCUUGGGGUGCUUUACUAACUGAUAAGGCGGAUGCAGAAAGCGAGUUCUUGCAAAGGUUUGGACUCAGUACAUCCAGUAUACCAAAUGCCCCUCAUUUAGAUAACUGCAAAUUAAGGGCUCGGGUGAAUAAGCGUCUUGACACACUUGCUGGAGCUGAGAGAUUUCCUCCAUGGACAACUUGGAAGGGUUCAUUAGACAUGUUUCCAGCAACUGCAGCUAAUGAGCAAAUUAGGCACUUCAGGCAUCAAGCCAUAUCUGAAGGUGCUUAUCCUCCAUGGAUUGUGGGAUCAGAUGAAGAAAACUAUCCUCUUACCAGGAAAGUACAGCGUGACAUUUGGAUCCAUCAGCAUCCAGUAAACUGCCGUGAUCCUAGUGUAAAAUUUCUUGUCGCUGACUGGGAAACAUUACCUGGCUUUGGCGUUGGGGCGCAGUUUGCUAGUAUGUGUGGGCUUCUUGCUAUCGCAAUCAACGAGAAAAGGGUGCUUGUUACCAACUACUACAAUCGUGCUGACCACGAUGGUUGUAAAGGAUCAUCGCGCUCUAGUUGGUCUUGCUACUUCUUCCCAGAGACAUCCCAGGAAUGCAGAGACCGUGCAUUUGAGCUUAUGCAAAGCAAGGAGGCAUGGGAAAAGGGAAUUAUAAAAGGAAAAGAAAAUUACAAUUCAAAGGAAAUAUGGACAGGGAGGAUUCCAAGGGCAUGGGGUGAUCCUUGGAGUUAUUUGCAGCCUACAACGGAGAUAAAUGGGACUUUAAUUGCUGUUCACCGUAAAAUGGAUCGAAGGUGGUGGAGAGCACAGGCUGUUCGCUACCUAAUGAGAUUUCAAACAGAGUACACCUGUGGCUUAUUGAACAUUGCUCGCCAUGCUGCAUUUGGGAAGGAAGCUGCAAAAAUGGUUCUUGCAACUAUUGACAGAGAGUGGCCAAAGGUGAUUGCGAACAAGCCAAAGUCAGAUAUUGAAGAAUUUGUAUGGUCAAAUCACAAACCUUGGGUCCCCAGGCCAUUGCUAAGUAUGCAUGUAAGAAUGGGAGACAAGGCAUGUGAAAUGAAAGUGGUCGAAUUUGAAGGAUACAUGGAACUUGCUGACCGUAUCCGAAAGCGCUUUCCACAUCUCAACAACAUUUGGCUCUCCACAGAAAUGCAGGAAGUGAUCGAUAAAACAAAAUCAUACCCUCAUUGGAACUUCUACUACACAAAUGUGACACGCCAAGUGAGAAACAUAGCAAUGGCUACAUACGAGGCUAGUCUUGGAAGGAAAACCAGCACAAACUAUCCUCUGGUUAAUUUCUUGAUGGCAGUGGAAUCAGACUUUUUUAUUGGAGCAUUGGGAUCGACAUGGUGCUUUCUCAUAGAUGGCAUGAGGAACACCGGAGGAAAAGUAAUGGCCGGAUAUUUAAGCGUCAAUAAGGAUAGGUUCUGGUAGGAAAAUCUGAGAACCAGAGAUUAGAUAGGCAUGUAUAUCAGAUCCAUUUACAGCAAUUAUUUUUGUUUGUACAUACCCAUUUGUAUACGUAUUACCAAUGCAAUAUGUAGAUAUAGUGGCUAUCAUUUCCCGUAAAAUUUUGGUACAAAGUUCCAUGCAUUGGGUCUUCUUGAGACGAGGUA
This is a messenger RNA of Theobroma umbraticum, 2464 nucleotides long. RefSeq lists its product as uncharacterized. Gene Ontology annotation, molecular function: alpha-(1->6)-fucosyltransferase activity. The record is from RefSeq and is a predicted model, not a curated record. Gene Ontology annotation, biological process: protein N-linked glycosylation. Lineage: Eukaryota; Viridiplantae; Streptophyta; Magnoliopsida; Malvales; Malvaceae.